Molecule: messenger RNA, 1416 nt
Organism: Scylla paramamosain (green mud crab)
Lineage: Eukaryota; Metazoa; Arthropoda; Malacostraca; Decapoda; Portunidae
Product: major facilitator superfamily domain-containing protein 10-like
Exons: 7
Coding region: 244-1059 (271 amino acids)
Source: RefSeq, a predicted model, not a curated record
CUCUCUCUCUCUCUCUCUCUCUCUCUCUCUCUCUCUCUCUCUCUCUCUCUCUCUCUCUCUCUCAGCUUUGGAUUAGUAACCCCGUUGACAGAAGUGACACCCGCGUUUUCUCUUCUCAGAUGUAAACAAAGCGGUAGAUUCCUUCCAGCUGGUGAUAAAACUUCCUCUCGCUCUCCCUCACUCUCCCACGUCACGGAAGUAGUGAUAUAAAGCACACGAGGAGGAAGUGAGAGGAUAUAUAUAAUGCUAGCAAUGGCAACCCUCCGAUCUGGCAAGCAGGUUGGCGGCAGCAAUGGCGGUGGCAGCGGCAGCAGUGGUGAGGUGGACGGCAGGGACAGAGGGGCAGUACAGGCUGCGGACAUCAAAGAGAAGAGGAACGCGCGGACAAGCAAGGUGGUAUUCGGUAGUCUGAUCCUGGACCUGCUCGGCUUCACGGUGGUGGUGCCUCUGUCUCCUGCUCUCCUCGACUGUUACUCCAAGCACGACUCCAGCGGCUUGUAUUCCUCUCUGCUCUCCUGUGUUACUUAUUACCAGCAUAUCAUCAGCGUUCCUGCGAGGUUCCACUCUGUCUUGUUUUGGUGUCCCCUCAACCCACAGGCACUGAUUGGCGUGACAUUCAGCAUAGGCUUCACCGUCGGGCACACUGUGGGGGCUGCGUUCUCCCGCUGGGGAAGUACUGGGUGGUUCGCGGCCUCGGCUGUCUACGCACGCACUCUCACUGUGGCUAACAUAAUAUUCUUUGCUGUCUUCUUCCAGGAAUCGCUGCCUGAGGGCAGAAGGAGGAGGGACAUCGGUGCCAGUUUGACCGAGGCUUGGGAGGUGAUCAAUCCUAGGGCUCUGUUCUCCGUCAGCUGUGUCAAGGGCCUGGGCAGAGAACUCUACCUGUUCCUGUAUUCCAGCCUGGAGUUAACGCUGAUCUUCGCGACCCACCACAAGCAUAGUUAUGACUCGUUGGCGCAGGACCACAAGUUUUCCUUCCUGGGCCUGGUCAUGGCAAUUACACAGAGAGGGUUUAUGCGAAGUGUUAAGACUGGAACUGAAAAAGCAACUGCCAAUUAGGCACACACCUACAUUGUGAUGCAGCUCCUUGGAGGUGGAGAGCUGGCUGCCUCAGAGGAUCAGGAAACACGAGAGGUUCACAGAGGCUCGCCUCGGGCUUCGGUCGUCGUGAGGAACCUGGUGUCAGCAGUUCACUACGUGCACAGGAAAAGCAUCAGUGUUCACGGAGACCUAAAGCCAGACAGGGGUGAAAAGGGUUGGUGUUGAGGAUAGACAGAAAAGAAAAGAAAGGAAAGGUAAAAAAAGGAAGUUUUUUUGCAUUGAUUUUCCAUCUGCUUAUUUUAAAGAAUUUAUUGCAUGGAAUAUUAUUGAUCUCCAUCAUUUGUAUGGCCUUUAUAAUAAAAAGUAUGAAUUUAU